CCAUGGGGACGGGGAUGCUGACGAAGGCUUGUGAAGCUGAGAAGACAAAUUGCCCUCAUCAUUAUCUCCGGGCUUGUCAAUCAAACAUAUUCCCUUAUUUACCUCGGCGAGGAGAGAGCCCCGGGAGCACACGGAGAGGGAGGGAGCGAGAGGAGAGCUGCUUGCCCCAAACUCGGCACUGGGGAGGGAGCAUUUCCAGCCCCUCGGGAUGGCCACCAUCACCUGCAAUCGCUUCACCGAGGAGUACCAGCUCUUUGAGGAACUGGGCAAGGGUGCUUUCUCCAUCGUGCGGAGAUGCGUGAAGGUGUUGGCAGGACAAGAGUAUGCAGCCAAGAUCAUCAACACCAAGAAGCUGUCUGCUCGAGAUCACCAGAAGCUGGAAAGAGAAGCCCGGAUCUGCCGCCUCCUGAAGCACCCCAACAUCGUGAGGCUCCAUGACAGCAUCUCUGAAGAGGGCCAUCACUACCUGAUAUUUGACCUGGUCACUGGUGGGGAGCUGUUUGAGGACAUUGUGGCCAGGGAAUACUACAGCGAAGCGGAUGCCAGCCACUGCAUCCAGCAGAUCCUGGAGGCCGUCCUGCACUGCCACCAGAUGGGGGUGGUCCACCGGGAUCUGAAGCCCGAGAACCUGCUGCUGGCAUCCAAGCUGAAGGGUGCUGCUGUCAAGCUGGCUGACUUCGGCCUCGCCAUCGAGGUGGAGGGGGACCAGCAAGCAUGGUUUGGUUUCGCUGGCACCCCGGGAUACCUCUCCCCCGAGGUGCUCCGGAAGGAUCCUUAUGGCAAAGCUGUGGACCUGUGGGCUUGUGGCGUCAUCCUCUACAUCCUGCUGGUUGGGUACCCGCCUUUUUGGGAUGAAGAUCAGCACCGACUCUACCAGCAGAUCAAGGCUGGGGCUUAUGAUUUCCCCUCCCCUGAGUGGGACACAGUGACUCCUGAAGCAAAAGAUCUCAUCAACAAGAUGCUGACCAUAAACCCGUCCAAGCGCAUCACGGCAGCGGAGGCUCUGAAGCACCCUUGGAUAUCGCACCGUGCCACUGUGGCGUCAUGCAUGCACAGGCAGGAGACGGUGGACUGUCUGAAGAAGUUCAAUGCUCGGAGGAAGCUGAAGGGGGCCAUCCUCACCACCAUGCUGGCCACCAGGAACUUCUCCGGAGGCAAGAGCGGUGGCAACAAGAAGAAUGACGGCGUGAAGAAAAGAAAGUCCAGUUCCAGCGUUCAGUUAAUGGAAUCGUCGGAGAGCACCAACACCACCAUCGAGGACGAAGACACCAAAGUACGGAAGCAAGAAAUCAUUAAAGUCACAGAGCAGCUGAUCGAAGCAAUAAGCAAUGGUGACUUUGAGUCCUACACGAAGAUGUGUGACCCUGGGAUGACUGCCUUCGAGCCCGAGGCUCUGGGCAACCUCGUGGAAGGCCUGGAUUUCCACCGAUUCUACUUCGAAAACCUGUGGUCCCGGAAUAGCAAACCCGUGCACACAACGAUCCUGAAUCCCCACAUCCACCUGAUGGGAGACGAGUCCGCCUGCAUCGCCUACAUCCGCAUCACGCAGUACGUGGACGCGGGAGGGAUCCCCCGCACGGCCCAGUCCGAGGAGACCCGCAUCUGGCACCGCCGGGAUGGCAAAUGGCAAAUCGUCCACUUCCACAGAUCUGGCGCACCCUCUGUCCUACCGCAGUAACCCCUCUGAAGCGCGGUCCUGCCCGUGUCGGGUUUGUCACUGACUGACCACCAAGGGGACACCCCCUCCGACAUCUUCACCUACGGGACUUUGGCUGUUGGCUCUGCUGCUUGGUUCCCACUGGAAUAACCCCUCGCUUCUCACCGCACACACGCAACAGCCUUGCCGGCACCGUGCAAGCAUCCCAUCGAACCCCCCACCCCGCCGGGGCCCCCUUCCUCUGCAUGAACCAAGAAAAGAGAAACCAUGAACCUAAACCCGAGUGUCUGGCCAGUGAGAUGAUGUGUCCUCAGCUGCAUGGCGUUGGUGGGACCCCCCCCACAAACCCAGCACGUCUCCUGAGUUGGGCUCGGACUCAUCAUCUGCCUCCAUCCCCACCUCUGCCGGGAGCCCCCUGAGGAAGAGGAAGGCGGUGGGGUAGUUUGGAGCCACUCCGUGCUGUACCCUCCCUGUGUGCAGUGGAUUUUGCUUUGCUGCUAUCAAGGUCCCCAUCUGCCACCGUGGCUCUUGCCUGCUCCCGACCUGAGCUCCCACUUCCCAACAGCCUCGGCCGGGAAAGCACAAUUUAAACCGUCUGCAAAGUCCAUUUUCCACGCGCCCCCAGGCGAGGAGGACAGUGUUUGGAUGGGUGAGUAAAGGCUAUCUGUUUAUUUCCCCUUCCCAGGAGUGUAGGCUGGCUCCUUCCCAGGAAAGCGAGUAGGUUUGUGCCCUGGCUCUGCGUGGAUGAGGAUGCUCUCCCUCCUUCCUUCCUUCUCCCGUUGGAGCGGGGACCAGCAAAGCUGGGAGAAGAGAGGAGAAAGACGACUGCUUUCCCAGCACUGCGCUGGCACAGCCGCGAGCUGGGGCUCUCCCAGCCAUGCCAUGGUGAUAGCAUCUCUCCUAUGCCCUCCUCCUCACCCAGCACUCAUUCUGGAUCCUCCACCCCUGCCCCUCGCAUGCAGCACCCAGCGUUCCCCAUGCUGGGAUGGGGGCAGCUGAGCAGGGCAUGGAUUCGGGGCGCAAACCUCCAUCACCCACCCAGCUCCUUCCAGCGACAACGAGGAAUGCGAGCUUUAGUGACAAAACUCUGUGCUUUGAAGAAAACAAACAAGCCUUUAGCUGUCUUCUACUUUGAGCGCAUGCCUUUUUAUAGGGAGAACAACCUUCCGUGUAUUUCGUAACUUGACUUUGAGUAUUUGCUGAAAUGGAUCUUUAUGUAAUAACUAGAAAUGUUCAACUGUUUAGGGCGGGGAGGGGAGGGAAUUUUUUGGGGUUGCUGUUUUUCGUUGCGUUUACAUUUGGAGACGGGUUGUGCUGCCACGAUGCUCCUACCAGGGGUCCUGCGGCUGCCAGCCCCCACCGCAUCCCAUCCUUCAGCACUGGGUGGGCAAAGGCACCCAUCUCCAGGGGCACGCACCUUCCCGGGGCGCCUUCCCGCACCCCAUGGGUCUUCCUGCAGGGUAAACCCAGGCGGUGGCUCUUGGGGAGCCACCAGGACAUGGCUUUCAGGACAGAAGACAUGGCCGGGAAGGGGAAUUUUGGUCUCACCUCUUUGCUGUCAGGGAGAGGCCCAAGGUUGGAUAUUUUCCUGGCAAUUCUUCCAUUUCUUGUUCUCUUUUUUCCAACUGGAAGCUCUUUGCUCGUUGAGGUGAGACUCCUGCAGCGCUGCUGCCCCGGGGGAACUUUCUAGCUCCACUCUUUUCAUCUGCAUGGUGUUUAACUUUCUAGACAGUGCGUGUGUUGAAAAACAAAGAAAUGAACAAAAAAAUGCUUGUUUUGGACAUUAAAAAAAAAAAAACAAAAAAGGGGAAAAAAAGAAAAAAAAAAGGAAACGUUUUUUCCAUGUAAAUUCUGAGCGUGUAUUUUUGCCUUUUCUGUGGUUUUGAAUGCUUUGCUCUCUUGUCGAGGCAGGGACGGCUGCUGUGCAAAACGCAGCCCCAUCGCUGCCAACUGCAAAACUCUUUUCCCACUGGAUAGAGGGGAAGAAAUCCAAACUGCUGGGGCAUGAACAGGCCCUGAGAGGUGUUUUGCUGUGUCCCGCUGUGCCGGCGGUGCGGUGGUUGCUGGUGAUGUGUGUAGGAGAUGCGAAUGUUCUUCUCUGUGCUCUUGGUGGACCUGUGCUGUUUGACCGUGGAGCUGUGUUGGCUUGCAAGAGGUGGCCCCAAAGCAGGGAAAUCCAUGCAGGGAGAGGAUUAGCUUUUAAGGUAGAGUUUGAGUGUUUUUACAGACCUGUUUUUCUUCCUGUAGUCAAGUAGUGCUGAUUUUAUUUCAUUUCUAAAGGAAGGACUUGGCUUUUUCACAGUUCUUUCCCUCUCCAGCGCUGGCUCUGAAGCCAGCCACAGUGAGUGUCUCAUCCACAUUCUGAUGUUCAGGCUCUCCAGGUGUCAGAAGUGGUUUUGGGGAUCAGUAUGAGAUGGAUGAGGGCAGAGGAGGUCACGGCAGGGCCCUGCAUAGGGGCUAUAGUGCAGAUGCCAUUUCAGCCUGGCUUUGGAGCUGCGGAUAGCUGUGGACCUCAGGUGGGCUGUGAGGGUGAAGCUGCUCCAGCAGACACUACUGGAGGAUGGACUGGGACAGGAGGUGUGGUGGACUUUGCCAGGGAUGGAGGGUGAGAUGGUGGGAUAGAUACAAUCUCCUUUCACUGAAAGCCCACUUUGGGCAGUCACUGGUAGGGACGAACAUCUUGGUUGCCAGGAAGGCUUUGAGGUGUCUUCUCGGACGUGGUUUCUCCUCUUUGAGGUUUCCCUGCGGUCAUCUCUCCAGGGACAGGUUCCUCUGGGGGCAGCUGGAUGUCCUUGUAACACCUAAAACGUUCCUGAUCCUUUCCAAGGGAAGCAGAGUCUGGGGUUUCAACUCCUCCUAGUCUUCCAGUCAAGCUGGAGCCUGACCAAGGAAGACCCAACUUCCCAACCUGCCCGCGCUGGCAGCAUUAAGCACCUGCACUUUAGGGGUCUGCUUUGCCUGGUUUCUCUUCCCCACCUCACCCUGCUUCUCCAGAGCAGGUUCCUGUAUCCCCAGAGCAUCUCAGAGCAAGCACUGGUAUAGCACUAACCCUUCCUUUCAGUAGCCAUGGUGAACAGCUUCUGUCUCUUGUCUUCCUUCAUAUUUCCUGGUUUCUCCUAAACUUGCAGGAAAACUACAACAUAAUCAUCAACUGCCACUGUCCUCCUUUGGCUCACAGAGCCAGGGAUGCUGCUGUUAUGUCUGUACCUUUAAGCUGCUGGCACUGUCCUUGGCACAUGCUAACUGGCAUCACCCCAACAAUCCCACCGUGGCUCUGGGGAUGACAAGGACCAGGGCAUAAGCAAUAUGGACAAGGCUACCUUGUUGGGAUGGAGAUUACUACCAUGGACCUGCUGGAUCCCCACCAGCCUCAAGGCUGGAGAUCGGGCUGCGGCACAUUUCAUCCCCUAGUACAGACAAAGCCCAACUCACCUGGUUGCCUGCCAUCCAGGUCAAACACAACUCAGAAGUCCUCCAAACAGAUCAUCUCUUCCACCUCUCACAGACCAUAGGGGCUAUCUGAGUGGAAGCACCUGCUGUGGUGGCCUCAGGCUCCCAGCUCCAUGGUGAGCUUGGGCAUGGCCUAUUUUCCCUUCUUGGAUGCCAGGGUUCAGCUGCAACAUCAUCAUGUCUCAGGUCUUGCUGGUGCAUCCACUCCGGAAGAAGAAGAGGCCAUCCUGGGUCUCUGCUCUUUGCUGGAGGAGUGGGUGCUCUGCUCCUUACCCCGACCAGGCUCGGCCAGGAGAGCUGCCUGUCCCCACCACCCCAAGCACAUGUCCUCUUUUCCAGGCAUCAAACCCCUCUCUGACCCCAAACCUGCCUCUUCUCCCUUUGCCUCCAUGGAGCCCCAGAGGUUGGAGCAGGCAGCAGCAACCAUCUGCUCCCAUUCUGAGCUCACGGUCUGCUCUGCAGCCCAUGACAGGAUCGCUGGGGAGGACCAGCAAAGAGCAGUGCCAUGUUUGAGAGGGCACCCACAUAGCCCCACGGACCAAGACGUGUCUGUUAGCAGAAGAUCCCAUCACCAUCUCCUCUGAUGAGAAGGGCUAACCCUUCUUCCCUACUGCAGGACACAUCUCAUGGUGUACACCACUGUCUUGAUGCAACAACCAUCCUCCUGCUAGCAGGGUACAGACCUCACAUUGCCCAUUUCCAAAGGCACAGGUCCCAGCUCAUCCAUACCAGACAGGGAAACCCAGACAUGAACAGGCUGUGGAACAUUAGAGGAGGGGCUGAUGGCCCCUCUGCAGUCUGUCCCCUAAAGGCCACCCACCAGCUCCUGGCUGAAUGUCCUUCCCUCUUGCAGGUCACAGGGAGUGGAGGGGGCUGUAUGGAGCGGCUCCUUCCUUCUUUGGGUUGUUGUUGUCCCUUUUUUCUAACUGUUGCACAAUUUUAGGGCUUUUGUAACAUUUUUUGGACAAGCAGGGAAAAUGUUAACAGUGAUUUAAGAAUUAAAAAUGAGAUCUCUCUCUCAUAUAUAUUAUAUAUAUAUAUAAAAAUAUAUACUUACAGGAAACCUCUAUGGAAAUAUUUAUUUAAGAUGAUUGCAAAAAAAAAAAAAGAUAUAUUAUAACGAAGAGUUUACCAAGCUUUGUCACGUAACAGAAGAUCAGGCCCCGGGGAGGGGUGGCUGCCUGUCCCCUCGUGUCUGUCAGUCCGUGCGGUUGCAGCUGAAGCCUUUCUCUUCUCUUUUUGUAAGUAAGUGCACUCGAACUGUUGAGCAGUGUGACCGUGUUGGAUUCAGCGGGAGCUUGGGGGGGGGGAGGCUCUGGGGGGGUGUGUGGUUUUGUUUCCUUUUCCUUUGUUUUAUUUGGAACCUGUGGCUGUGAACAGAAUGAUCACUGCUCAAUCGGAUGCUCUAUCUGGGGAGGGCGGCGGGGGGACCGGGCGCGGGGUGGGUGCGGGAGGGAGGGCGAGUGUCAGUUUUAUUCUUGGUGUUCAAGUGCAAUAAAUAGCUACCAACUUCUGAGCAUGGAAA
Strigops habroptila (Kakapo) is the source of this 6632-nucleotide messenger RNA. It is a transcript of the gene CAMK2A, whose product is annotated as calcium/calmodulin dependent protein kinase II alpha. Lineage: Eukaryota; Metazoa; Chordata; Aves; Psittaciformes; Psittacidae. Bases 209 to 1678 code for a protein of 489 amino acids. Gene Ontology annotation, cellular component: cytoplasm; neuron projection. The record is from RefSeq and is a predicted model, not a curated record. Gene Ontology annotation, biological process: protein phosphorylation. Gene Ontology annotation, molecular function: calmodulin binding; ATP binding; calcium/calmodulin-dependent protein kinase activity. The transcript has 19 exons.